AUUUGCCACAAGUAACCAAAAGAAAAAGAGAAAAAAAAACCCCACAAAGAAAUGAAGCCUCUCAUCAUCUUCCUCCUCGUGCUUCUUUCCCUUGCUUCUUCCUCCAUUAUUUUCGUAUCCGUUAGAAACCCCGACUUCUUCGUCAGCACCAGAUAUGACGUUUCCGUGAUCAAUGGCUUCAAGAACAACUCGUCUCUUCCCUUGGUCAUCUGGUGCUCGUCGUCGAGGGGCGACAUGGGGGGCCGAGCUCUCCAAGAGGGUGACGAUUUCAGUUGGAGCCUUGAGACCAACAUAUGGGGAACUCCUCCUUACGGUUGCACCAUGAAAUGGGACUUAACGAGGAAGCGAUUCGUCGCGUUCGAGGUCGGUCGCGACAGCAGCAGAUGUGCUCCGUCUCGGAAGUGUUUUUGGUUGGUGAGAGAAGAUGGAUUUUAUUUUAGCAGCGAUGGAGUUAUUUGGAGCAAAGAUUUUUCAUGGUCAUAGUUGAUACAACUGUGCUAUUCACACAGAGAAAACCGACACAGAUAGCGCACAUAUUUUUUGUGGGGUUCACUACAGGUCCCACACAAGCGAUUCAAGCCGUUCAUUAAAUGUAAAACAUUUUCUCAAGGCUCCUUGUAAAAAACUCCAGCUCCGAUACCUACAGGUAAUCAAUCCAAUCAUCUAACUUUUCAUUCAAAUUUCAAGAUACGGAGUAAUAAAGAGCUAGAUGAAUGGAUUGAGCACCUAUAGGUAUCCGAUUGAGCUGAUUUUUAGCGGGAGUCCUUAAAAAAAUGUUGGCAUUUGAUGAACGGUUAGGAUCAUUUAGUUUCACACAAAAAAUUUGUGUGCAAUCUGUGUCGAUUUUGUCUGUCAACAAACUUAUUGUAGUUGAUAUGGCUUUUGCGUCGGUGUUGUCUCAUAAAUUUUAAUAUCCGGCAAGAGUUUAAAUCCUUUCCGGAUGAGGUGUAAACUCCAUUGUUUCCACCGCUUGUUGUGGGUCCCAUCAUGCAUUCAUUGUAGUAAUCCGAAGCGUCCAUCUUGUAGGGUCCGCAUGCAAGAAAUUAGUUUCAUCGGACAUCAAUAGCUAUAUCAAAAAAUAAACUUUGAUUUGUGAAAUAAACGGUCAUGAACGGUUUAACUCACAAAACUAGGUACAGAAUCCGGCCGUCUGUUUUAAAAAUCAAAAAUCAUCUUUUGAUAUAGCUAUUGAUGUCCAAUUAAGCUAAUUUUUUCUGUGGUUAUGUUGCUUGGUAGACCCGAUAAGAUGAACCGUUCAAAUUACUGCAAUAAACGCUUGGUAGGCCAGGUCCACAAUGGACGGUGGUGAAAACCACGGGGAUUUCCUCCUAGUUCAGACAGAACUUAAGCAAAGCUUUAAGUUAUUAUAUAUAGCCAUAAAAGAAAUAAUUAUUUUGAAUUGUAAGGGUCUUUUUGAUGACUUUUGGACUUUUUAUAGUAUAUAUAUUGAAAGCAUACUUCUUUAGGAAAUA
This is a messenger RNA of Rhododendron vialii, 1472 nucleotides long. Its product is annotated as S-protein homolog 6-like. NCBI's taxonomy places the organism in Eukaryota, Viridiplantae, Streptophyta, Magnoliopsida, Ericales, Ericaceae. The coding region runs from base 52 to 483 and encodes 143 amino acids. The record is from RefSeq and is a predicted model, not a curated record. The transcript has a single exon.